CAAUAAUAUUUAUAUUUAUAUAUGUCAAGUGUCCUAUCUCUAGCAGGUUAAAGAUGGAAAGAGUUUUGGGGAACAUCCAAAACACAAAAUCCAGAAAUUGAAGAUAAGAAAAAGAAAAUUAAUGAAGCAGAUUAAUAUAUUAGAUUAGCAGGAAGAGUUAUUCAAGGAAUAGCAUUUUAGCAUUAAUGUAAAUUAUAAUGAUAAAAAGUAAAGAAAUGCAAUUAUUAUAUGGACUAUUAAGUUAAGUUUUAAAAAAACUAGAUGAAUUAGAAAAGUCAUAAGAAGCUUUAUCAUUAUCAAAAACUUUUGAUUCUUUGUCUUAAUUGCAUUCAUCAAAAGUAGACAAGAUUUACACUGCAAAUGAUAGUUUUCAAGAAUGGUUUGAUAUAAUUGAAUAACUAAGAUAAAUGCUUGAUAAAUAUUAAGAGAAUAGAUUAGUAUUUGAUCAUUAUAGACUAAAAGUCGAUUAACUUAAAAAUUGUAAAGGUUAAUAAAGGUUAUUAAGAGUAAUUCUUUAUUAUUUAAAAUAGAAUGAGUAAAAAUAUAAUAAUGCAAAUACAUAGUUUUAAGGAAUUUGUGUUCAAAUUAUUUAGAAAAUGGAUUAAAUUUUGAAUAACAAAAGAAAUAUGUUUAAUUAAGCUUAUUAAAUAGUAAUAUAAAAUGAAACAGAAGUAUAUCAUGAGGCUUUUAAAAAGUUAAUAAAACAUGAAGAUUUUAGAUCAAAAUUUGGUUUUGAUAAUUAAAAAUAAAAAAUCGAUAUAAAUGAUCUAAAAUAAUAAUAAUAAUAAUAAUAAUAGGAUGAUUUGAAUCGUAUUGAAUGUAAAUCAGAUGAGAAUAUCAGUAUAAAAGAUAUACCAGCAUUGGGAUCAGAUUGGAAUCCAUUUGAGUAAAAUAAUAAGAGUCCUUAUGAAGAUUAAUUGGCUUAAUCUUAGAUAGUUUAAUCAUAUUUUUCUUAAGGAGCAUAAGAAUCAGUGAAUCCUUUUGAAUCAGGUGAAGUGGCUAGUUUUCCAUCUAUUUAUAUGCCAGAUUAAAAAAUUCAAUCUAAUUAUAAAAUAGAUUAUGAGAAAUUUAAACAAUCGACGAAGCAACCUUUAGAAUGA
Molecule: messenger RNA, 1100 nt
Organism: Paramecium sonneborni
Lineage: Eukaryota; Ciliophora; Oligohymenophorea; Peniculida; Parameciidae
Source: the annotation of a GenBank genome assembly